Molecule: messenger RNA, 1621 nt
Organism: Owenia fusiformis
Lineage: Eukaryota; Metazoa; Annelida; Polychaeta; Sabellida; Oweniidae
Source: the annotation of a GenBank genome assembly
UUUGUAUUUCUUUUUUUAACAAUAGUUUGAAGCAAGUUUUUUUAGAAUAAUGGUGUUUCGAGUAAGACAGAUUAUCACAUAUAAAUAUUGAAUAUAUGAUACAACAGCUAUGCUGGAUUUAAACAAAGGUAACAAAAAUAUAAUGCUCCCUAAAAGGGUUUCCCCAACCAUCGCCAUCUUGCACGUGGAAAUCAGAAAAUCCUGAAAAAUGGGAAAACACAAAAAAUCUAAGCUUAGGUCUGAUCCUUUGGUUGGUCGCCCCGCUCCCUUAACAGAUCAAAUAUUAGAGGAUACCUCAGUACGAGCUCCUGGACGAACGAAAGUGAGAGAAAGACAGGGAGAUGAAAUAAAGUUUGUAGAUGAUAAGUUGUCUAAGAAGAUCUUGAAGCAAGCACGUGAACAGCAGGAGGAGUUGGAAGAGGAGCAUGGAACAGUCAGUAACAAGAAGAAAAAGAAAACUGUAACAUUGGGUGCUGGUACAUCUCAGGAUUCUGAGGAUGAGGAUCUUGAGGAUGAAGACUUUCCAGCCUUGAGAGCUGCAGGAGAGGACCUUUAUGAAACUGUAGAAGUUAACGAAGACGAUGAGGAGGCACUGGCGAUGUUUAUGUCCCAUGAUGCACCAGCCAGGCGAACCUUGGCUGAUAUUAUACAAGAAAAAAUUACUGAGAAACAAACAGAGAUUCAGAGUCAAAUGUCGGACAAUAUGAGUGUGAAUAUGCAGCAACUUGAUGAGAGAGUUAUCAAUAUGUACCAACAAAUAUCAGAUAUCCUAUCUAAAUACAGAAGUGGAAAACUACCAAAAGCUUUCAAAAUUAUUCCAGCUUUAAAUAAUUGGGAACAGAUUUUAUACCUAACAAAACCAGAAGAAUGGUCAGCUGCUUCUGUGUACCAAGCAACAAGAAUAUUCGCUUCAAACCUUAAUGCAAAGAUGGCGCAACGAUUCUUCAAUUUGGUUCUUCUCCCUAGAAUACGAGAUGAUAUAGCAGAGUACAAAAAGUUGAAUUUCCAUCUUUACCAGGCACUAAGGAAAUCUCUAUUCAAGCCAGCCGCCUUCUUUAAAGGAAUUCUGCUCCCACUUUGUGAGAGUGGCACAACCACACUAAGAGAGGCAAUAAUCGUGGCUAGUGUACUGGCCAAGAACUCAAUACCAAUGCUGCACUCAGCAGCAGCUUUAUUAAAAAUAGCAGAAAUGGACUAUAAUGGAGCCAAUAGUAUCUUCCUUAGAAGUCUACUAGACAAAAAAUAUGCUCUCCCAUUCAGAGUGAUUGAUGCAGUGGUGUACCAUUUUCUACGGUUUGUGAAUGACAAGCGCCAAUUGCCAGUUUUAUGGCACCAAAGUCUACUGACAUUUAUACAGAGGUACAAGGAGGACUUAUCAAGUGAACAGAAAGACUCAUUAAUGGAACUAUUACGUGUACAUGUACAUGAACAGAUAACACCAGAAAUACGAAGAGAACUUGUGAACUCUAAGUGUCGGGGAGAGGAAGGGAACCCUGUACCACAGGAGAUGCAGUUUGAUUGACAGGAGUGUUUGGAUGUGGAUAAUGUGGAGUAGAGAAUAUAACAUGUUGAAUAUUUGUAGAUACAAAUAAAUAUUUGAUGUUAACAAUAUCAAUGUGUG